Antechinus flavipes (yellow-footed antechinus) is the source of this 1517-nucleotide messenger RNA. RefSeq names its product ras homolog family member D (gene RHOD). Gene Ontology annotation, biological process: small GTPase-mediated signal transduction; cell migration. Lineage: Eukaryota; Metazoa; Chordata; Mammalia; Dasyuromorphia; Dasyuridae. The transcript is spliced from 5 exons. Gene Ontology annotation, molecular function: GTPase activity; GTP binding. The record is from RefSeq and is a predicted model, not a curated record. Bases 75 to 728 code for a protein of 217 amino acids.
AGGGGCGGUCCCGAGCGAGGAAGAGGGCGCCCGCCGCGGCUGCUGCCUCCCUCUCAGAGAGAUGCCCGCCGGGCAUGAUGGUGCCCCGUGAAGGCGGCAUGCAAGGGGAGCCGGCGGCCCGGCCGCCGGACCCGGCCGCCCCCUGCGUCAAGGUGGUCCUGGUGGGGGACGGGGGGUGCGGCAAGACGUCUCUGCUGAUGGUCUUCGCCGAGGGCAAGUUCCCCGAGAACUACGUGCCCACUGUGUUUGAGCGGUACUCCCUGGUCCUGCAGCUGGACGGCAAACCCGUGACCCUCUCCCUCUGGGACACCGCGGGGCAGGAAGAUUAUGACCGUCUCCGCCCCCUGUCCUACGCCGAUGCCCAAGUGGUUCUCAUGUGCUACGAUGUCAUGAGCCCCAACAGCUUCGACAACAUCCUCUCCAAGUGGUACCCAGAGGUGACACACUUUUGCCCGGGGGUACCGAUCAUCUUGGUGGGCUGCAAGACUGACCUGAGAAAGGACAAAGUGCUGCUGAAAAAACUGCGGCAGGACCGCCAGGAACCCGUCACCUACCAGAAGGGCCAAUCGAUGGCGAAGUCGGUCCGAGCGGUGGCUUAUCUCGAGUGCUCCGCCUGGCUCCAGGACAACAUCCCCUCCAUUUUCCAGGAGGCGGCAGUGGCUGCCCUCAACAAAAGCAAGCACCGCCGGAAGCUAAAGAUGACUUGCAAAGGCUGCCUGUUGCUCUGAAGGCUGAGGCUACCUCUCCCCUCUCCCUCGUCCAGCACAGAGCCUUGGCUCCCCCGUGAGGAGGCUGCUUGACACCAGGGCCGAUCUCUGCUGGUGAUGAACUAUCCCCCAGAUACUAAAAAUAAACCGAUUCCAAUGACCCUAAAAGGUGGCCCGGGAGAGCCGAGAGUGGAGCUUCGCUUGGGCCUGCCACCACACCGGGCCAGGGAGCCCCUGCCACCUGCUCGCUUUGCCGGCGCUUCCUCUGGGCGUGAGCAGGCCCCCACGUGACUGGGCCCGAGCUCAGCCCCCGCUGCCCUGGAAGCCGGGAAGGAGAUUCACCCCCCCAGCCGCCAAAGAAAUAAUCAUAAUGAUCAUGGAAACAACACGCCUUUCACAAGCAGUGACCUCUUCCCACUCUAACUCACACGGAGUGCCUCUGGUCCGGCUGGGGGAGGCUUCUGGGUCCCAUUUUACAGACAUGUCACUGGAAAUAGAGACACUGAAAGACCCCGGGGCAUGCUGGGAAAAAUCUGGGCCUGCCAGCUGAGCGCAGUGCCCAGGUCCAGCCCUAGCCCGAGCAAUGCCAGUGAAGGACUUUAUUCCCCCAGAGAUAGACUUUGCAUCCUGACCUCUGCCCUUUCACCUGACCCCUUCUGGCUCCUCUGGGUGCCCCAGCCUAGGAGUGGCACUAGGGGGACGCACUGACGACCAUCAUAACUGAAUCCGAUCAAACAUCAGUCUCGUGUCUGGCCCAUGUGGGCAUUCACUUGUUCCCUCCCUCCAUAAAAGGCACUGGUUGGAGACCUC